AUGGUGAAGAAGGAGCUCACUCUAGAAGAUUGGUUCUUAGCUUCAUCACCGUGCAAAAAAGACGGUAACAGCCUAUGUAAUAUCAAAGAAGGUGAUUCUGAAAAGAACUGGCUUUAUCCAUGUUUGGGUGGAGAGGAUUCAGAUGAUUUUACCUCCAAGAAUUCAAGGGACAGUUUUUCUUUGCAGAGGCUGUUGACCAUUGAAAUGGUUGAUAGUGGAAAAAGUGAUGCACAUGCUCCUUGCUUGUGCAGAAGUGAAAGUAGUGGGAAGGUAAAGAAAGGGGUGAGCUUUAGACUUCCAGAAGAGGCUGAUAUAUUCAUAUUCUGUUCACCAGACCAAGGUGAUUAUAAAGAGUGA
Prunus armeniaca (apricot) is the source of this 357-nucleotide messenger RNA. NCBI's taxonomy places the organism in Eukaryota, Viridiplantae, Streptophyta, Magnoliopsida, Rosales, Rosaceae. The record is from the annotation of a GenBank genome assembly.